Dovyalis caffra is the source of this 186-nucleotide messenger RNA. The record is from the annotation of a GenBank genome assembly. NCBI's taxonomy places the organism in Eukaryota, Viridiplantae, Streptophyta, Magnoliopsida, Malpighiales, Salicaceae.
AUGGAGAGGAGCGACUUCAAGAUAUCAACUGAUGAGGAGAUUGAUGUUGCACUUUCAGGACAAUAUCUUCUAAAUCUUCCAAUCAAAGUUGAUGAGUCCAAGCUUGACAAGAAACAUUUGAAGACCUACUUUGUUGAUCAUCCUCAUGAAAACCUCCCAGACUUUGCUGAUAAGUUAUUGCACUAA